Harmonia axyridis is the source of this 761-nucleotide messenger RNA. RefSeq names its product IQ domain-containing protein K-like. The coding region runs from base 41 to 646 and encodes 201 amino acids. Gene Ontology annotation, molecular function: protein binding. The record is from RefSeq and is a predicted model, not a curated record. The transcript has 5 exons. NCBI's taxonomy places the organism in Eukaryota, Metazoa, Arthropoda, Insecta, Coleoptera, Coccinellidae.
UUGUUGCUACAAAUUCAGAAACAGUUGAUCAAAUGUCAAAAUGGCGUCUUCUGAAUCCCUUAAUUGCUGUUGUCUGUCUGGAGUGACCUGUGUAUGUGAAAGCAGUUCCGAUAAAAAUAAACUUUGGAAUGAAAUUUGCCGAGAAAUCGAUGAGGAGAAAAGGAGCGUCCAGAAUUAUAUCCUAAAAAAUAACAAAAAUGCGGAUGUGCCAAGCCAUCCUCUGCUUGAUUUCUUGGAAACGAAAGUUACACCGCUAUUGAAGAAAGGAAUGUUAAGUGCUCUCAAAGAGGCAGAAAGGCAGAAUUGUCUUGAUAGGCAAAGAACGGAUUUCGAUCCUAUUGAUCACAUUUCGGAGUAUCUUUGGAACAAUAAUCCAGAAUUCCCGCAGAGACUGAAUGAAAACAAGAAAAUCCAUGAUAUGCACUGGGUGAUGGAAUACUUGAAGGAAAAUCCAAGACCAUUCUUUCCAUACCACCUUAUAUGGAGCAAUGAUUUUGCGGCUAUAAAAAUCCAGGCAUUUCUGAGAGGCUAUUGGGUAAGAAGACAGGAAGAAGUUCAAGAAGUAAGGAGGUUCUGGAAGCAACUAAAAGAAGAAGCGCAAGGUUCAGGAACAUCAAUCUCAAGACGAUUCCUCAUACUUGACUGAAAAUGACCCGUGUCAAUAUUAUGUAAUUUCUAUUAUUUCAUAUAUCGAUAUACCUACCUAUCAUGUUCUAUGAAAAAAAAAUCUUCGAACAAUAAAGUGUAUUUCACAAUAAAAA